This is a messenger RNA of Didymodactylos carnosus, 990 nucleotides long. The record is from the annotation of a GenBank genome assembly. NCBI's taxonomy places the organism in Eukaryota, Metazoa, Rotifera, Eurotatoria, Philodinida, Philodinidae.
ACCAAAAAAUUACUACUGAUAACAUCGAGUCGAUUGCACAACUUCAAUCGUUGUACAGAAUAUAGAUACAGAACGGUGAAUUUAGUUUUGUAGUUUACUACAAAGCUAAGUUCACAUGUUCGAAUCUGUAUUCGUACAAAAAUUGAUUUUGUGUUUUUCGAUAGUUUUAGUUUAGAAUACUAUAAUGGAAUAUUCUUCCGCUUGUAUUCUGACAGAAUAAAGCUUAUAUCAACAUGAUAAAAGGUUCCGCAGUUCGUGACAAAAUUUGGAUCGGAGUUCGUAAAAGUGUAUCAAACCGUCUUCAGUAUUGAAAUUUUUAUCGGAGUUCGUGAGGAAGGUGGAGAUUCGAAGCUCGGAUUCAUCGUGACGAAAUGAUAAUUUCCCUGUACACACACGUUUACUAGUCGAGUGCAAUUUAACCAUGUCGAAAAGAAAUAAUUCGAGUAGACUAACAGUGAAACCUGAUUUUAAUUUCGAUCUCAAUACGAAGUUACCUGAUGUAUUAAAGCAUGAUCAAGAAAUACGUAGUACAUUGCAAGAUUUGAUCCAAAUCUCUCAAAAGAUAUUGUAAAAAAGAAUGCUGAUCAGCAGACAACCAUUAAUCUUGAUGAUAUUGAUUCAAAGUUGCUCGUCAAUAUUCUCCAACCGGUUCUCAAUGCUCGUCUGGAAAAACGUUUGUGUGAUAUUAAGGAAAGAUUAAAACAAAUUGAACGUGAUAUAGCUGAUGCUGGAAAACGUAUUCAUUUAAAUUUAGUUAAUAGUAUCGAUACGAUUUCCUAUCAGCCACAGACUUUUGAUCCAGCUCAAACCGAUUCAACGUGCUCACAACCUGGAAUGAUGUCACAUAAUUCAAAUAUAACAGGAGCACAUGGAAAUUUACAAAUAUCACUUUUUAACGUACGUAACGCUCUUCGUGCAUUUGCUACUAACUCAAACUCGGCUCUCAUUGCAAUCGUUGAUCCUUGGCUAACUCGAACCACCGUAGAAUAG